Molecule: messenger RNA, 270 nt
Organism: Knipowitschia caucasica
Lineage: Eukaryota; Metazoa; Chordata; Actinopteri; Gobiiformes; Gobiidae
Source: the annotation of a GenBank genome assembly
AUGCGUGAAUCCGUUUGGCACGUGGAGUAUGUUCGGAUGAAGACCCGUCCCUUCGCCGUCCGCUACGUACAGCUCAACUCUUUAUCCCAAAGUUCAGGAUUAGCUCCUGCCAAAAGAGCAGUGAGCGGAAUGGGGACAGAUGUAGCGGCGAAUGCGGUCACAGUGGUCUGUCAGAGUCUGUCAGCGGUCAUCGGGCUAGCUCCAUCUUCGACAGGUGGGUGGAGCUUCAUGGGCGUCCAUCUUGUGGCUUUCUCUGUGUCCGGUCAGUAA